Molecule: messenger RNA, 3143 nt
Organism: Erigeron canadensis
Lineage: Eukaryota; Viridiplantae; Streptophyta; Magnoliopsida; Asterales; Asteraceae
Product: bifunctional aspartokinase/homoserine dehydrogenase, chloroplastic-like
Exons: 19
Coding region: 119-2881 (920 amino acids)
Biological process (GO): L-homoserine biosynthetic process; aspartate family amino acid biosynthetic process
Molecular function (GO): aspartate kinase activity; homoserine dehydrogenase activity; NADP binding
Source: RefSeq, a predicted model, not a curated record
UAAUAUAAUAUCAUCCAGCAGCUUUUUCUGCUGCUCUCUCGCCGUCUUCCUCCGUUAACAGCAGCGGUAACUGCAUUUUCCGACAACUUCACUGUUGUAAGUUUUCAGUGGUUAAAGAAUGGCAUUCUCGACUGCCGUUUCAUCAUCGUAUAUGCCUAGACUGUACUCCCAGUUAUCAGCGCAUGAUGCAGCUACAGAGACAAAGUCUAUGAUAUGCUUAUCUAACGCAACCCCUUUUGUUCAACGUUCUUUGAGUUACAAAGCUGGUAUUUCUUCUCAUUUGGAAAGAAGAGGGGCACACAACUUCAAAGUAUCUGCUUCAGUUACGACAGAUGUUCCAGCAUCUGAAGCUCCUGCAAAGUCUCCAAUUAUCAAGGGUGACACUUGGUCAAUCCAUAAAUUUGGUGGCACCUGUGUAGGGACUUCUGAAAGAAUCCAAAAUGUUGCGAAUAUUGUAAUUGAAGACAUUUCCGAAAGAAAGCUGGUUGUUGUCUCCGCGAUGUCUAAAGUUACGGAUAUGAUGUAUGAUAUUAUUGAAAAAGCACAGUCCCGAGAUGAGACAUAUGUAUUGGCACUUGAUGCUGUUUAUGAAAAACACAAGCUGGCAGCAGUUGCGCUACUUGAUGGUGAUGAACUUGCUAAUUUCUUGUCUACUCUGAGUCAUGACAUUAGUAACCUUAAAGCGAUGCUACGUGCAUAUUAUAUAGCUGGACAUGCCGCAGAAUCCUUUUCAGCUUUUGUAGUUGGACAUGGAGAGUUAUGGUCUGCUCAGUUAUUGUCAUCUGUUCUCAGAAAGGGUGGGAUAGAUUGUAACUGGAUGGACACAAGAGAUGUCCUCAUUGUCACACCUGCUGGUUCUAAUCAAGUUGAUCCAGAUUAUGAAGAGUCAGAGACAAGACUCGACAAAUGGCUCUUAGACAAUCCUUCUAAGGUAGUAGUUGCUACUGGUUUUAUAGCUAGCACCCCUCAAAAUAUUCCCACAACUUUGAAAAGGGAUGGAAGCGACUUUUCCGCUGCUAUCAUGGGUGCUUUAUUCAGGGCCCGACAGGUAACAAUUUGGACGGAUGUUGAUGGUGUUUACAGUGCAGAUCCUAGAAAAGUUAGUGAGGCUGUGAUAUUGAAUACCUUAUCAUAUCAGGAGGCCUGGGAAAUGUCGUAUUUUGGGGCAAAUGUUUUACAUCCUCGAACUAUCAUUCCAGUCAUGCAGUAUGACAUCCCCAUCGUUAUAAGAAAUAUCUUCAACCUCUCUGCACCCGGGACAAAGAUUUGCAGGGAACCGAUCGUUGAAAAUGAAGAAAAACAGAAAUUGGAAUCUUAUGUAAAAGGUUUUGCGACCAUAGACAACCUAGCUCUUGUAAAUGUUGAGGGAACUGGAAUGGCUGGUGUUCCCGGGACAGCAAGUGCCAUUUUUGCUGCCGUAAAAGACGUUGGAGCUAAUGUCAUCAUGAUUUCUCAGGCUAGCAGUGAACAUUCUGUGUGUUUUGCUGUGCCUGAGAAGGAAGUGAAAGCCGUUGCAAAGGCAUUAGAGGCUAGAUUUCGUCAAGCUUUAAGUGCUGGACGUCUUUCUCAGGUUGCAGUAAUUCCAAACUGUAGCAUUCUUGCAGCAGUUGGACAGAAAAUGGCCAGCACUCCAGGUGUUAGUGCGACACUAUUUAAUGCACUUGCAAAGGCUAGCAUUAACGUCCGGGCUAUUGCACAAGGCUGCUCUGAGUAUAAUAUUACUGUAGUUGUCAAAAGGGAAGAUUGUGUAAGAGCCUUAAGAGCGGUGCAUUCAAGAUUCUAUCUUUCAAAAACGUCAAUAGCGGUGGGUAUCAUUGGGCCUGGGCUGAUUGGUGCCACUUUACUUACUCAGCUUAGGGAUCAGGCAGCAGUCCUGAAGGAAAAGUCUAACACCGAUUUACGUGUCAUGGGUAUCAUUGGAUCGAAGAAAAUGCUGCUAAGUGACAUGGGUAUCGAUCUUUCUAAUUGGAACGAGCUUCUGAAGGAAAAGGGGGAAAGAGCUGAUCUGGAAAAGUUUGUUCACCAUGUGCAAGGGAAUCAUUUUAUCCCUAAUACAGCAUUAGUAGACUGUACAUCAAGCACUGAGGUCGCAGACCAUUACCGUGACUGGUUGCAUUCAGGAAUUCAUGUGAUCACCCCAAAUAAGAAGGCAAAUUCUGGACCACUUGAUAAGUAUCUGAAGCUGCGAGCUCUUCAAAGGCAAUCAUACACUCAUUACUAUUAUGAAGCUACUGUUGGAGCUGGUCUUCCAAUUGUAAAUACUUUACGAGAUCUACUUCAAACAGGGGACAAGAUUAUAAAAAUUGAAGGAAUUUUCAGUGGGACGUUGAGUUAUAUAUUCAACAGUUUUAUUGACACACGAGCAUUCAGUGAGGUAGUGGUGGAGGCCAAAGCAGCGGGUUACACCGAACCAGACCCAAGGGAUGAUCUUGCCGGAACAGACGUUGCCAGAAAGGUAAUAAUUCUUGCUAGAGAAUGUGGUUUAAUGCUCGAACUUUCAGAUAUCCCUGUUCAGAGCCUUGUGCCAGAUCCAUUAAUGGAAACUGCAUCAGUGGAUGAUUUUAUGAAGCAGCUACCAUCCUUUGACGCAGAUAUAGCUACUAAGCGGAAAGCUGCAGAGGAUGCUGGAGAAGUUCUGAGAUAUGUUGGGGUCGUGGAUGUUAAAAACAAGAAAGGACUUGUGGAGUUGCAAAGGUAUAGCAAGCAACACCCGUUUGCCCAGCUGUCAGGGUCUGAUAACAUCAUUGCUUUUACAACAGAAAGGUACAACAAACAACCCCUAAUUGUUCGCGGUCCUGGUGCCGGAGCGGAAGUAACAGCUGGUGGUGUAUUUAGUGACCUAUUACGGCUUGCCUCAAAUCUUGGCGCCCCAUCGUACUAGUUGUAUUUGUAAUAGUGUAACCCUGGUCUUUUUUUUUUUUGUAUAACUUAUAUAAUAAGUCAAGUCCAGGUUGCAUUGAAUUCUAAUUUGUUUCUCCCAGGGGUUCAAUGCGAUUAGUUCUCAAGGAUGUUAGUUUAGCUAUUGUUGAUGUUACGAUGCAAAACCAUUGUAGCAAUGGUAAGCUUCCCUAGUUCGUGCUUUUUACUUAUCCAUCUCUUUGAAUUAAAUAAAGCUGUUUCACCAGUGGGUCACUGGGUUGUAA